AUGGCCAUGGCUGAGCGGCCACGGCCCGGGUGGGCAUCGUAUCACAGCUCCAACAGCAACAACUGUCAGGACCUGGGCAACUCCAUCCUGUUGCUACUGGGUCUCGUCAUCUGCAUUAAUAUUAGCAUCAACAUGGUGACGCUGCUCUGGCGCAGACUCCGUGGCUUCUUACACCAAGUGUUCCACAUUGUUUAUGAGAAAGAAGCUUCUAAGCCAUCCUCCCCGGGGAAGCCGCCCCAGCCUCCGAAGCAGAGUGCCCCUGCAGUCCACCUCCGAUGUACCAUGGACCCUGUGAAAAUGACUGUGACCCCCCCGCCCAGUCGCCGUCACCGCCACCGCCGUUCAGGCCGCCGUGCCCACCGCCCAGCAGCCUGGGUCCCCGACACGGACGACGAGGAAAAGCCCCCACACCAGCACCCAGCAGUCUGCUCCCACCACUGGGAUCAGCCCGUAGACUGGCAGGGCCUUCAGUCCACGCAGGGGUUCUGGGCUCCCUGGCCCCAGGACGCCGCGGAGCCCCCUCCCCAGACCAUUCGCUUCCAGCAGGCCGUGGAAGGCGGGCCCCUCAAAGCAGAGAUGCGCUCAGAGCUAGGCCUCGAGGCCUACGUGUACCCGGUGAACCCCCCGCCCCCCAGCCCGCAGGCCCUGAGCCACAGGAACAGCGGGGUGGGGCCGGGGGCCCAGGCUGAGCCCGAGCCCUGCGCCCCCGCCCCUGCGGCCCCGCCGGUCCUGGGCCCUGCCCACGUCCCCGACAUCCCCCGGCGCCGCUCCUCGGGCCGCGUAGUAUAUGACGCCCGAGACGUGCGGCGGCGGCUCCGGGAGCUGACCCGCGAGGUGGAGGCCCUGUCCCACUGUUACCCCCUGGGCUCCCCGUCCAGCAACGCCGUCGAGGGGACAAACAAGGGCUGGGUGUACCGUUCUGUGAUAGAGAGGUGA
Molecule: messenger RNA, 936 nt
Organism: Enhydra lutris kenyoni (northern sea otter)
Lineage: Eukaryota; Metazoa; Chordata; Mammalia; Carnivora; Mustelidae
Product: spermatid maturation 1
Exons: 3
Coding region: 1-936 (311 amino acids)
Biological process (GO): sperm individualization; flagellated sperm motility
Cellular component (GO): cytoplasm
Source: RefSeq, a predicted model, not a curated record